Messenger RNA from Amorphotheca resinae ATCC 22711, 1368 nucleotides. RefSeq lists its product as hypothetical. The coding region runs from base 1 to 1368 and encodes 455 amino acids. The transcript has 5 exons. Gene Ontology annotation, molecular function: acyltransferase activity, transferring groups other than amino-acyl groups. Lineage: Eukaryota; Fungi; Ascomycota; Leotiomycetes; Helotiales; Amorphothecaceae. The record is from RefSeq and is a predicted model, not a curated record.
AUGGAUAAUACAGAGCUCCAUAACCUUGACCUCGGUGCACCUAGGUUCCUUGAACUUCAGGUCACCUUAGUUCUUCGACAGCUCUUUGACACCGAACUGCUGAAAUCCACGGCCCUGGCUCUGGUUGCAACGUGGCCAGUCUUGAGCAAACGCAUUAACCUUGCACGCACUGAAUUUCUCCCAAGUCAAGAACCAGAGCUCGAAGGACUUUGGAAGGAAAGAAAACUUGACAAGACCUUCGAUGAAGCAUUUCCGGGCCACAAAGAUGCUGUUGCACAACAUGUAGUUGACUCAACCAUCCUCAAUCAACUUGUAUAUUUCAGUGAGGGACUGAAAGAUCAGUUGUUUCCGCGGGCUUUGACCAUCCGUGUCACCUCGCUCAACGACGCUUGUUUGAUACAUUUCACAGUUCAGCAUCCACUAUGCGAUGCGAAUGGUACUUACCAUAUAAUCAAUGCAUAUUGUGCUCUGCUUCAAGGGAAAACCAUCGAACCCCUGAGACCUCGGCAACCCCUGAAAUUACGCGAGGAAAACAUUCCAAAUUCCCCACCACCACAGACGAAGACUGAAGAGCCAACUGCUGUCAGGCACAAGAUUUUCUUUUCCAACGGAUGGAUUCCCCUACUCAUGGGGGGUGUGAGACAGCGCAUAAAUCAAUGGCGGGGUCCGAAAAGAGUGGAAAGGACCGCCCUUAUACCAAACUUCGUCAUUGACAAAUUAGCAAAAGACGCAGAAGCAGCGGGAAUCCGAGUUACUAAACAUGACUUGCUCAUGGCAUGGAUAUAUAAAUGCACCAUGCCAGAGAUGUCACAACUCGCUGCGAAAAAAGCGGCCGGACCACCACAAUUCUCUUUCGUGAUGAAUGUUGGCAGAUUAUUGCAACAGAACGCUGAAUUUCACAAUCUGUGGCUUGUAAUCCCAACCCCAGAUCCGGAGGUAGAGGCGUUGCCGAAAUGCCCUCCAGUGAUCCAAGCCGCAAGUCACAUUCGUGCAGCUAUCGUAGAUGCACGACGACCGGCUCCAGUGCAGCAAAUCAUUGAUCAGCAUUCUAAUGUGCGGAACAGCCCUCUGGGUCCCGUUGACUGGGGUUGCCAGGAGCCAAAUGUUGUGGUUAGCUCGUGGACUAACAUACCGCUCUAUGACCUCGAUUUUGUUUCCGGUGACGGAAUUCACAGUAAGCCAGUGUAUGUCCAGGUUGGAAUAAAAGCGAGGAAGGAUUUUGGAUUCAGGGCUGUUUGGAACAAGGAGCAUGGGAUAGAAUCAGUGACUUCCGAUCCUUUGAGGAGCCUAAUUGAUAGGCUGAAUUUUGGUCAGAUUCUACAAAGACCCAUCGCGUGGAUGGCCAUAGAUCGAAAAUUGAAGUACUAG